UCGAUUGAUAGUUGCAUGUAUCGACUCUGAAGUGAAGAUCAAAAAAGUUCUUAAACCAUCUUGUGAUUUAUUGGAUUACUCCCUUUUAGCAGGAUCCGCAGGAAAAUAAUGAAUUUCUCAAUUGUUGCGUGUGGCCUUUCGGCAGUGAUGUUACUCAGUGUGGUGGCUGCAGUUCCUCAGCAACAAGCUGGAUACAAUUACAACAGGAAUCAGUACAACCAACAACUCUCCGUGCAGCCUCUUCUCGGGAAUCCAGGUCAGCAGCAAUUUACACAGCAACAGGGCUUUUCUCAGUCACGCAACAACGUACCAAUAACUUCAUACACCAAUGAAGUGGGUCAUGAUGGCUCUUUCACGUACUCCUAUACCACAGGAGAUGGUCAGGGAGCUCAGGCACAGGGUUACCUCAAGAAUGCCGGCAAUAAGGAUCUCGAAGCUCAAGUUGUCCAAGGAUCAUAUUCAUACACCGCUCCCGAUGGAACGCCUAUCUCAGUAAAGUGGUUUGCUGAUGAGAAUGGAUUCCGGGCGGAGGGACUGCACCUGCCGACACCACCCCCAAUCCCCGAAGCCAUAGCUAAGUCGUUGCAGUUCAUUGCCCGUGCCCAGAAUUUGCCGCAGAGUGGAUACAAUCAGUACCAGAACGAUCAAGGUUUCAAUAAAUACGGCUGAUGAGGCAACCACCCAAAAAUUGGGUCACAGUCCGCAUCCACUUCUUUGACUCUGCAAGAAACCCAGCAAAGACGGAUUUUUUCCCAUUCCAACUGUGUAAAUAGACUCUUUGGAUAUUUCCUCAUUCAUUCCAGGCCAGCCAAGUGAAAUACCAGCAAAAUUCCUCCGAAAAAAAAACCCUCCCUCUGGGAUAUUGUGUAAUAAGAUCAUUCAUAUAAAUGUAAAAUAUUUUAUACUGUGUAGAUCAUAUUUAAUGCCCAUGUAAAUGUUGAGAUAAUAAAUCACAAAAGGACUUUCAUUAAAA
Phlebotomus papatasi is the source of this 973-nucleotide messenger RNA. RefSeq names its product endocuticle structural glycoprotein SgAbd-2-like. Gene Ontology annotation, molecular function: structural constituent of chitin-based larval cuticle. The transcript is spliced from 4 exons. Lineage: Eukaryota; Metazoa; Arthropoda; Insecta; Diptera; Psychodidae. Gene Ontology annotation, cellular component: chitin-based extracellular matrix. Bases 109 to 669 code for a protein of 186 amino acids. The record is from RefSeq and is a predicted model, not a curated record.